UGAACAUGCAAAACAUUAAUAUUAAUAUUGACACAAGGGUAAGCCACAGAGAACAGAAACGGCCGUAGACGCUGGAAAGGGACAGCUGGCAGCUCCCUCCCUCACUACCAUUAUCCUGACUUCUCCACUUCUCCAAAAAGAAAACCAACACCAGAGUGAAGGAGGCUGUGGGGAAGGGUGGCAGCGGCAUGGCAGAAGUCAGGCCGAGUCCUUUGCCCUGUACACAGGAUAUCCAGAUUGUGCUCCUCGGUUGAAGAACAAUUUCUGCACUGUCACUCUGUCCAACAUCAGUAGUAGCGAUCAGGAAAGAACCUGGCCCCACACACUCAUGUGGCUAUCAUUCUGGGACCCUUUCUUGGAAGGCAGCAAGGAGAGAAAUCGUAGAGUCACCAUGAACCUAUCAGACAGUCCACUGGGACACAAUGACUCCCUGGAAGUACAAGGCACACCAUCAGAAACAGGCCACUCCCUUUGGGAGAUGGUCUUGAUUAUUGUAACAACAGGAAUCCUCUCAUUGGUCACAGUCGUGGGAAACCUGCUGGUGAUGGUCUCCUUCAAGGUCAAUCGAGAGCUGAAGACAGUCAACAACUACUACCUGCUCAGCCUUGCUGGUGCUGACCUCAUUAUUGGGACCAUCUCAAUGAAUCUGUAUACCACAUACAUUGUCAUGGGACGAUGGGCAAUGGGUAGUGUGGCCUGCGACUUGUGGUUGGCCCUAGACUAUGUGGCCAGCAAUGCCUCUGUUAUGAACCUCCUGAUCAUCUGCUUUGACCGCUACUUCUCCAUUACCCGUCCCCUCACCUACAGAGCUAAGCGAACGCCCAAGAGAGCAGCUGUUAUGAUCGGCCUGGCUUGGGCUAUCUCAUUUGUCUUGUGGGCACCUGCCAUCUUAUUCUGGCAGAACUUGGUUGGAAAGCGAACUGUCCCUGAGAAUGACUGCUACAUUCAGUUCCUCUCAGUGCCCACCAUCACAUUUGGAACAGCCAUUGCUGCCUUCUAUCUCCCCGUCACCAUCAUGGUGGCCCUCUACUGGAGGAUCUACCAAGAAACCCAGAAGAGAGCAAAGGAGCUCUCUGGAUUACAGGCCUCGGAGUUCAAGAGUAACCCACGAGUAGCUUCCAAAACAACCCAAAAUGGUGGCAGCAGUAGCAGCUCAGAACGGUCACACCCUGCUACCUCUUCAGAUGUGGCAAUUGUCCCCAUGAAGGCUUGCUGUUUCCCUGGACAUAAAACUAAAGGCUUCUCCUUAGAUCGAAGUAGCAAUGGAAGUUGGAACACCACAGAAGAGGAGGAGGUGGAGGAGGCUUCUGCUGAUUCCUUGAGUUCAUCUGAAGGAGAGGAACAACCCUUCGAAGUUCACUCUAUUUGCUCAAUGGUAAUUCGGCUCCCUAUGAUCAGCACCGUUAUACAGCCACCAAGGGAAACAGAGUAUCGAGAUCCCAAAACAGCAGCCAAGAGGGACUGGGUUGGAGAAAAGGGUCUUGUAACAAUUCCCAAACAACCUCCAGAUGGGGACAAGAGACUCAAGAAAGCAAUGAUACCGCUAAGGGAUAAGUCACUGGUAGUGACCAAAAGGCAGAUCCCAAGGAAACAGCGGCAAAGGAACCACCUCUCCAAGCGGAAGACACUUUCACUGGUGAAGGAGAGGAAGGCGGCUCGGACACUCAGUGCCAUCCUGUUGGCCUUCAUCAUUACCUGGACACCCUACAACAUCAUGGUGCUGGUGUCAACUUUCUGCCAAGAAUGCAUCCCUCAAGGCCUCUGGAAACUUGGCUACUGGCUUUGCUACGUCAACAGCACUGUCAACCCAAUGUGCUACGCUCUGUGCAACAGGUCUUUCCGAACCACCUUCCGGAUGCUACUGCAGUGUCACUGGAAUCGGCAUAAUUGGCGGAAGAUGCCUAAGAAGGGAGCUUGUGGUGUGUCGAACUGCUGAGCAGGGCAAAAAUACCCAGUCACAUGCCCAUGAACAGGCAACCGCAGGACUCUUGGCAUGAACAGAGAAGAUCUCUACAGCCAUCAAAAACUCCUUUGCAAGGAGGACAUAGCGACAGCCUAGAGGCAGCAGCAGCGUAUGCCAGGACUCAUCAUUUGAACCUCAGUGGCACAAGUCACUUUUCAGAGCUACUGCAUUGUGAACUUUUUCCAAAGAUAAGUGUUAUCCAUGGUCCCUGCGAACCUUAAACUGUGCUUAAUGAAUGGGAUGGAAACGUUAUACCCCCAUAGGUUACAAAGUUUGCCUCCCAACAGUGGGAACAUAACUGGUUACAGGAGCUACGGGGUGUUGGACAUAUUUGCUGCCAUCAACAGAGGCUCUCCAGGUUCUAAUCUUUAUUCUUCAGGGGCCAAGUUUGGACUACAGUAAAUCCAUUGAUGGAAUCUUGUGGUAAAAUGCAGAACAUUUCAAGGGCUGUUUCACAGUUGUUGGGAGUCCUAAUUCUGCCCCCCAAACCAAGCUUGUGACACACAAGGACCCUGCCUUGCAGGUUGCAGCGCCUGUGUUUUUGCAGUCCUGGGGCGGCAGCUAGAACUUAAGAUUUCUUAAGCACAAUACAGCACCUUCUUGAUGGUUCAGCAAGCGCAGCACCAAAUCCAGCUUGGCUGCACCAGAAACAUCUGAACGCACAGACUGUUGUUUACUUCUCUCAUCUGCUUGCACCCCAUUUGAGCAUGGGGACACUUCCUUGUGGCAUGGACAGACAUUAAGCUUUUUGAGGGCAUCAAAGAUUUUAGUCCAGCUCACUGCAUAUUGAGUUAGUUUGCUCAAUGCAGGGAAUUUUCUUAACAUCGAAGAAGAGUCAGAAGUCUCCCCUCCCCCCCCCCCCCAAUAAACUGAAUACAAUCCAUUGUACCACCUUAGGAGCCUACGAUCUCAUUCUCUUGUGUAUGUAAAUCAGGAAGCAGAGUAUCUGAAGCAAAACGGGAGCCCUUGCUGUGGAGUUGGGUCUGUCACAGCACAUUCACACAUGGAACUUACUGCUUGAUAAUGCAGUUACCAAAUGAGGAACACAGCUACGUGAAUCAGCCUUACUUGAUAGUACCAGGGUUACAGUAAUAAUAAGAAUGACUUCACCCUGUUUGGAAGCCUGCCAGCGUCCAUUUCUUACUAGUUUUUCAAAACCGCUUUUUAAAAAUAUGUACGAGAUUAGGAAAGAGGUGUCCACUCAUAAUCAGAGUUAUACGCAUGUGCCUGCGUGCAGAAUUUCACACAUAAUGGGCAAUAUUCUGCAGCCCAAAGGGGUUUUCUCCAGCUUAAGUGGAUCUUCCUCCAAUGGAAGAGCCACUUAAGUGGAGAGAAGGUUUCAAACCAGGUGAAGGAUUGCACAGGAAAAGCAGCCAGUGGGAAAAGGUUUAAGUAUCAAUGGCCUGUUUUUCUGUAAAGCUCCCCCUAUCCUAUCCCAUCCCAUGUAUGCAGAAAGACUCAGGUUCCUGGCCCCACAGUAUCUAGAGUCCAUAGGAAAAAACCUUCUUCCGCACAAUUUGUGAACCUUACAUCUAUUCCAGUAUCUUUAACGAAAGGGUUUUUUUUUUCUCUGUGUACCUUUUUAUGUUUGCACAAAUUCUUCAGAAAAGAGCAAAACAGGCUAUGGAAAGCGUACGCACAUGCACUUGGCUUGUUCUUUGGUACAAAAGUUAGCUGGGUGUGGGGUUGCUUUAAUCUUUAAGCACACAGCAUGCAUGGGCCCUG
Messenger RNA from Sphaerodactylus townsendi, 3688 nucleotides. RefSeq names its product cholinergic receptor muscarinic 1 (gene CHRM1). Bases 329 to 1936 code for a protein of 535 amino acids. NCBI's taxonomy places the organism in Eukaryota, Metazoa, Chordata, Lepidosauria, Squamata, Sphaerodactylidae. Gene Ontology annotation, cellular component: synapse; dendrite; plasma membrane. The record is from RefSeq and is a predicted model, not a curated record. Gene Ontology annotation, biological process: adenylate cyclase-inhibiting G protein-coupled acetylcholine receptor signaling pathway; G protein-coupled receptor signaling pathway, coupled to cyclic nucleotide second messenger; chemical synaptic transmission. The transcript has 3 exons. Gene Ontology annotation, molecular function: G protein-coupled acetylcholine receptor activity; G protein-coupled serotonin receptor activity.